Struthio camelus australis is the source of this 2481-nucleotide messenger RNA. Lineage: Eukaryota; Metazoa; Chordata; Aves; Struthioniformes; Struthionidae. The record is from RefSeq and is a predicted model, not a curated record.
AUGCAGAGAGACCGAUGGAGGUGGAGAAACCCCUGCCAGGAGUGGACACGGCUCCAGGGCUGGAAGCGCUCCUACAGCCACCCCGAGUCCGAUGGUCCUGAGGAUGGUGCAGGAAAAGGCAGCUCUGAUGCCAGGACCCCCAGCCUGGCCAAAGCCAGCGCCCGGCGGUCCCUCUUCCAAAGGGCUUUUUCAGCCCCCUCCAAGGUAGCCAAGGAGCCGCGGGGUCCCGAGGGUGGUAAGGCCACGCUGCAGAAGUACCUGCGCUCCAUGUCCAAGAGAAAGGGCCCCAUAGAGAGCGGGACCAGGGCUGAGAGGGCACCUCAGGACGCAGUCCCAGCCCCCGAAAGCAGCCACAGUGUACCACCCGUCCCACUGGCUCCCACGCCUGAUGCUCCAGUGUGGGAUGUCUCCAACUUCUCGCUGGUAGAUGGCCAGCUGGUGCUCGUGGGCAGGGAUGAGGAGGUUUUGUUCAGGAGCAGGAACCGGACCGGCAGCUCCGAGAGCACCAGCCUGCACCCGGCGGGUGGCAGGAGGGACCCCGAGCCACCCACGGAUGAGCGGAGCACCCGGGCAGUGGCGAGAGGCGCUGACAGUGAAUCCACCCAGAUCGGGAAUGUCAAGGGGCUGUUAUGGAAGCGCCUGCGGGAGCGGAAAGGCCGCGGCGGGGUGAAAUCAGAGACACUGGCAACACCCGGCACCGAUGGCGAGAGGGCCCCGAGCCGGACCGGCUCCCGCGAGUCGUUGCUGCCACCACCGAGCGCGGCCGAGCUGGACCUGACCGGGGACAAUGUCAUCGUGCGGCCGGUGCAUGGCAGCAUCGUGGGUGAGAAGUUCUGCUUCCAGCUCCACCUGGAUGGCACACUCUAUGCCCGCACCACGGCCAAAGCAGCUGGUCCCGGUGGCGAGCUCUUCUGGGGCGAGCUCUUCCAGCUGGCUGCCCUGCCCCCCCCCCACACCCUCACCCUGGCCCUGUGCCGUGAGGACGACGGGCGUCCCCGUGAACCCCUGGCCUCUGUCACUGUCCCCUUGAGCGAGCUGGCGGCCGCCACGCGGCAGCCCCUGGAGCGCUGGUAUCCAUUGAGCAGCCCUGGGCACCCAUCGGGCCGUGAGCGGGCACCAGCUGUGAGGGUCCGUGGGCGCUACCAGGAGGUGCGGGUGCUGCCCAUCGUGCGCUACAAGGAGCUGGCCGAGUUCAUCACCUUCCACUACCGGGAGCUGUGCGCCCUCCUGGAGCCUGUCAUCGCCGUGCGGCACAAGGAGGAGCUGGCUGGUGCCCUGGUCCGUGUCCUGCAGAGCACUGGCAAGGCUAAGGCCUUCCUCAUUGACCUCGGCGUGGCUGAGCUGGACCGCUUCGACGACCGUGAGGCACUCAUCUUCCGUGAGAAUACGCUGGCCACCAAGGCUAUUGACGAGUACAUGAAACUGGUGGGGGGCAAGUACCUCCAGGACACACUGGGUGAGGCCGUGGCCCAGCUCUGCACCUCAGACGAUAGCUGCGAAGUCGAUCCCAGCAAAUGUGCCGGCCCUGACCUCUCCGACAACCAGAACAACCUACGGCAGGUCUGCGAGGAGACCUUCCAGCGCAUCGCUGCGUCCUGCGAUGCUUUCCCAGCGGAGCUGGGCGAGAUCUUUGCGGCAUGGCAGGAGGAGUGCGCAGCGCGGGGCAAGGAGAGCAUCGGGCAGCGCCUGGUCUCGGCCUCCCUCUUCCUGCGGUUCCUGUGUCCUGCCGUCAUGUCGCCCAGCCUCUUUGGCCUUGUCCAGGAGUACCCGAGCGAGGCCACCGCUCGCACCCUCACCCUCGUGGCCAAGGUCAUCCAGAACCUGGCCAACUUCACUACGUUUGGUGAGAAGGAGGCCUACAUGGGCUUCAUGAACGAAUUCCUGGAGCACAACUGGAGCACCAUGAUGGCCUUCCUGCAGAGCGUGGCCAAUCCCGAGAGCAGCGCCCACAUGGCCACUUAUGAUGGCUAUGUGGACCUGGCCCUGGAGCUUGCCACCCUCCACCUCCUGCUCUGUGACAUCUUCUCUGGCCUGGACCAGGCCACACAGGAGGAGCUGGAGCCCCUGCCUACCAUCCUCACUGCCAUCAGGGAGGGCACCCCUGUCCCCGUCUCUGUCCGGCUCAGCUCUACCACGGAGCGAAGUCUGGCGGAGGGCUCCAAGCCAGGCUUUGUGCCGCCGCGGGACCUGAGCAAGCACAGUCCCCUCAUCAAGAGCCAGUCGCUCAUCAGCAUCCGCCGUGUCCGGAGCCGGGAAGAUGGACCAGAACCUGAGCCAGCGCCGGACCCGUCUCCACGGCCAGCCCGGGAGCGCAGGAACGUGCAGCGCACCCAGAGCGUGCCAGCGCAGAACAAAGCCGCCCGGCGUCUGCGCAAGCAGAGCAGCGCCGAGCACGUGGCUGAGCCACCGGGUGACGAUGCCUCGGGUCCCUCUGUCCCCCGUGACACCCCGGGCCGCUCAAAGCUGCGGCUGGCGCCCUCC